This is a messenger RNA of Funneliformis caledonium, 306 nucleotides long. Lineage: Eukaryota; Fungi; Glomeromycota; Glomeromycetes; Glomerales; Glomeraceae. The record is from the annotation of a GenBank genome assembly.
AUGCAACCGCCAAUGCAACAACCACCACCACCUAUACAGCAGUCGAUUCCGCAGCCUUUACAACAAACGAUACAACAAUCAAUGGGUAUGCCAGGAAUGUUAUCCAUUAUGAGCAAUGCCGGAACUCCAACGUCAUACGUUGGGAAUGUUAACAUAAACGAUUUACAAAUGACAGAAGCAAAUCAGAAGCUUCUUUUGCAAGUACUUAAUCUUCCACAACAACAAAUUGAUUCGUUAUCGCCUGAGCAGAGAAACAGCUUAAUCGCGUUGAAACAACAACUUUUGCUUCAAACUCGGCAGACGUAA